Messenger RNA from Bactrocera oleae (olive fruit fly), 942 nucleotides. RefSeq names its product keratin-associated protein 19-3. NCBI's taxonomy places the organism in Eukaryota, Metazoa, Arthropoda, Insecta, Diptera, Tephritidae. The record is from RefSeq and is a predicted model, not a curated record.
UUUAAAAUAACAAUAAAAAUGAUAACCCAUUUACUAGUAGAGAUUUUGGUGGCCACACAAAAAAGGUAAAUAAACUACUCAAUGCUACCAAAAUAUCAUCAAUGUUUUAAUUGAUAUUUAAUGUAGUGGGAUUUUUGGAACUAAACGAAAUAAUUUUGUUCACAUUUGGGCACUCAACGAAAUUUGUAUAAAAGUUAAAAGCAUGGCAAUUAUAAAUUCAGUUGCAAAUUUUGACGGUUGUGAAAAAGUUGUCAGGAAAAAUAAAAAAAAUUAUUUUAUACAAAAUAUUUAUAAAAGAAUUGAAAAUUAAAUUAUUUUAUAAUAAAAAAAAUCGAUUUUAAGUUUGAAUUAUGCACAACGCACGCGUCGCUCACCGUUACAACAACUCGCGCAUCCUAUUGCUGCUCAUCCUCGCUUUAACGUACACUGGUUGUACAAACGCACAAUACGGUUUCUAUCCGGGUGGUUUUGGCGGUGGUUACGGUGGUCUUGGCUUUGGAAGUGGCUAUGGCUUUGGUGGCGGUAACAGUUAUGGUGGCUACCCCGGCUAUGGCGGCUAUCAGCAAUAUCCCGCCUACUAUGGUGGCGGUUAUGGCAAAACGUAUCCGUGUUAUGGUAGCUACUAUUGUCUCGGUGGCUAUCCUAGUUUUGGAGGUUAUCCAUCUUACGGCAAUGGCAUGAAUACUGCAUUCGCCAGUAGUAGCGGUGGUGGCAUGGCCAGCGCAUCGGCUAGCAGUGGUGGCGGCUUCUUUGGCUAAUGUGCGGAGUGGCAGCAGAGACUCUAGCUGCGUUGCAGAAGUACAAAAUACACACUUAAAAUUGUUUAAUAAUUUGUGUAAUAAUUUAGUAUAAGUGAAGUUUAAUUAGUUUGUAAAUAUUGUUGCUGUUGUGGUUAUUGUGUAUUAAACUAUGUUGUUUUCGUAUUCUCAUGGCGAAUUUAAA